Messenger RNA from Odontomachus brunneus, 5842 nucleotides. It is a transcript of the gene ckn, whose product is annotated as caskin-1-like. Gene Ontology annotation, biological process: cell surface receptor protein tyrosine phosphatase signaling pathway; axonogenesis. Lineage: Eukaryota; Metazoa; Arthropoda; Insecta; Hymenoptera; Formicidae. The transcript is spliced from 7 exons. The record is from RefSeq and is a predicted model, not a curated record. Bases 277 to 2709 code for a protein of 810 amino acids. Gene Ontology annotation, cellular component: focal adhesion; axon. Gene Ontology annotation, molecular function: protein phosphatase binding; signaling adaptor activity.
UCGAUAGUCGUGUUUGCGUUGUGCCGUCGGGAUCGUUGAGACUGUCGACUAUUCGUAUUCAAAGGGCGACAGUUUGCUGCACCAAUCGUCCACACGUGAUUCCGUUGAAAUGCGACCGGGAACUCUGUUUGACGUGUGUCUGCUGUUCCGCGUCGCUAUUACACUGGCUACCAAGAGACAGUGAAUGAGAACGCGCGAUACAUUAUACAGAGGUGUCGACGGCUGCUGAUCGAGCUCGAAACAAGAGGGUCCUUUCGGCGCGAGACGAAGACGCAAAUGGCAAUCACCGCCGUAACCAACUGUCUAGGCCCCCCGCCCUUGCCACCUGGCAAGCGAUUUUUACAAAGGUCGUCGAAAAAGCUAUCGUCUACCUAUACGAGUUUCCGCGAUCCCGCCGUAGAAGCCUGGCUCCCUCGCGGGAUCCUCGAGAGUCCAGCGCGAAGGAAAGUGUGCGAAGGAACCGCUGUUGUUGGCGCGGUCGCCACCAAGCAAGGUUUAUUCAAAAGUUGCUCCGAGGGCGAUCUAUGCGUGCGCGGGACGCGCUACGCCGCGUCUCCUCUGGACAAGUGCAUCAAGGCGAUUUAUGGCAGCUGGAAGAAUCUCUUGCAUCUUGGCGGUAUGAGCCGGCCGUCCAAAGCCGUGACCCAAGCGAAGAAAGUAGCGCCACCGGCUGUACCAGACGUGUUUCGACACUCUGGUUCCUCUUUUGGCUCGGCUGGAUAUGCUAGCAGCGAGGAUAGCUGCUUCCUCUCCGGAAGCGGCCCCGGAGGUACGACGGACGAUGGUUCUUACGGGAUGCCAUCUGGAAAAAGUCCGGGACCUAUUUUUACCCAUCCUGGCUUCGCCUUCCCACCGGUCGUCGGCAAAUACGCCCACGCCGAAGACCAAGGUAUCGACAUGACCCAGAGUCCCGGAAGAGACAGUCCCGGUAGUUCGGGCUCAGGUUCCGGUUCUAGACACUCUACGGCGUCGUUGGAUUCCGGCAGAGCGUCUGGAUAUCAUUUGGGGCCUAGAGGACCCGGCGCUCUCGCCUCGUCUCCCAGAUGCUCCAUUAGUUCUCUCGGAAGUCAUCCCGACCGACCGGCAGAUCUCGACGUUGUUCACGCCUGGUUAACCGAACUCCAAUUCGAGGAGUACUUCCCCUUGUUCGCUUCCGCAGGUUACGAUCUUGCAACUAUAACGCGCAUGACACCGGAGGAUCUCACGGCUAUAGGUAUUACGAAACCCAAUCACAGAAAGCGAUUGAAAGCGGAGAUAGAUAAUUUGAACAUAGGAGAUGGGCUGCCGGAACAUGUGCCCGGCUCGCUGGAAGAAUGGCUCAGGCUUCUCAGGCUCGAGGAAUACCUCGGCGCUCUUCAUCAACAGGGUAUGCGGUCCGUCGAGGACGUGACGACUAUUACUUGGGAAGAUCUCGAAGACAUCGGUAUCGUACGUCUAGGACAUCAAAAGAAAUUAUUAUUGGCAAUUAAGAGAGUUAAGGAUAUUCGCGCUGGCAAGCGUAUACAGCCGCUUGAUCUAGCACGCCUGCCGCCACAUCCUGGUCACACGCAGGACGUUGUUAUUCAACGUGGCGGGCCCGAUUUACCGUCGCCCGACGAAGAUUGCUCCUCGCCUGUACUCAGAUCUUUCCAAAGAGGUGGGAGCGAUAGCGCUUCCGGCGCCGCUUGGAGAAGUAUGUACGCCGCGCUUCCAGCCGAUUACAAUACGGUCGGUCGUACUGGUUCCCGAGGAAAAUCUUUAGAAAGCUUGGAAGACGCUCCUCUCGGCUAUCCUCCGUCACCGGCACCGCCCUCUCAUCCGCAACUCCUCGACUGGCGUCCACGCAGUUUUGAGGACGGCGAUCUUACGCCUACAAACGACGCUUCAGCGGAUGCUGGUGGUGGUGGCGGCGGCGGCGGCGGCGGCGGCGGCGGCGGCGGCGGCGGCGGCGGCGGCACCCUUCCACGACCGAGACAUUGCCUUGUUCGCCCGCGUCCUGUAGCCAAGGUCACCGCGACACCGGGCCAAUUCAAGUCCUUGCCGAGAGACUUCGACAACAAGUAUCAAUUGACCUACGGACUCGAGAGUAGUCCGCACCUUCCGAAACGGUGUCCUCCAUCGCCACCGAGGCGACAGAGCUCCAGGGACGCGACUAGUUCUUCCGUGGUGGGUGUAGCUGGUGGCCCCACAAUUGGCGACGUCGUGAUAGACUGCAGCGGACCGGUGCCGACUGCUUCGUGCGACGAUCAUCACAUUCAUCAGCAUCAUCACCAGCAUCACCAUUUGCUUCAUCAUCCACCACCGCCACCGCCAGCACCCACACCGGCACCUUCCACACCGCCGCAAAUCAGUCGACCGCCUUCCUCCAUGUCACGCUCCUGGGGUAGCGUCAGUGUUAACGUUAACGAGGAACAUGAGCUGAUAGCUACUCUCGCUCUGCAGCAUCGUAAUGGAUCGGAUGCCAGUUUUAAGUCAAGUUCCAGUACUGAAUCGGACUCGUUGCCUUUCGCCAAUGAGAAUGCCGGCACGAUCAAGCAAAGGGCCGGUCGGGCGCAAGAAUACGUACCAGCCGGAUCGAACAGUGGUAUCGGCGGCCACGUAGUCAAUCAUCAUUCCAGUGGAAGUGAACCCGCGGACGUUUUGAACGACAUCGGAAAUAUGCUGGCCAAUCUUACAGACGAAUUGGACGCGAUGCUCGAAGAGGAGAAACGCCAAGGCCUGAACUCAUAAUCGUCACUGCCUUCGUUUGCACUUUUUUAAUUGACUAAAGUUGCCAUAAAGAACGCAAAUCCAGUGACUUUUGUUUCUGGGUACAUGGAGUGAAAAUUAAGAUUAAUGCGACGUACGCGAAAGUUGUGAACGUAUAUAAUUCAGGAUUACGUUCUAAACAAAAUUUUAAAUGGGCACGAGUUAGGGGCUCGAUAAACAUCUAAUUCUAGAGUGAUCCUUUCAAGACGGAAAUAUAUACCGACACUCGUUGCUCGUUUCGUGAAAUCGUUUCGGGGAAGAAAAAAAAAGAUGCCAUGAAUAACGUGUUGUAUCGUUCUAAUGGAUAAUGGUAAUAAUUUGUUUCGCAUUUGUACAGAUCGACGCGUAUAUAAGAACGUAUUUCCGCGCCUUUUAUACUUUGUUCCGAUUACUCUCCUUUCUUCGUCAACAGAGGAAAGCGAGAGCUUUUCUUAUGUGGAAAAUGGGGAAUAUCAAACGUAAGAAUUUCCAUAAGAUUCCCCCACCUACAGACAGAUGUAGUUGCAGCGCUCCUACAGCGGUAUUGCUCUCGGCAGUCCUUUUGAGCGUUUUCUACUUCUUUCCAAAUAUUUUUUUCAUUCCGUUCUUUUUAUUAUCUUCUCUUCUUCAUCCUUUCUUUUCCUUCUUCUUUUUGCACAACGGAUAAUAUUAACGAAUGACACGACAAAACUUGUCAAUCUAUUGCAUACGUACUAAGUUUAUGCAAUCUAUAUAAAAUAUUGACGUGGCAGAGGGAAGGGAACACGGAAUCAAUUUCUUUACGCGUAAGAGUUAUUUGUAAAUUGUAAAUGUAUAAUCUAUGAUUUAUAUACCAUCUGCCUAUCUAUAGAACAUAUUGCAAACGAUUCAGAAAUAGCGAAUGCAUCUUUUGCCGUAAAACCGUCGUGUGGUUUACAUUUGUAAGAUAUGAAAUCUGUGACGAGUUCCUUUUCUCUAAGAGAUUCUUGUUUCCGUUAACGUACCUACAUUCCACGUACGCCAUUCUCCAUUUCCGUCCUUCGUUAAAUCGAUAGAAAUUUUUUUUAUUCGCUAUUAUAUCAUUCUGUUAUAAAAAUGUAUGUAUAAUUAUCGUCUUAUCGUCCACAAACGAAACAGUUCCAAACAGUUCCACUAGAGAAAAACUAGAGAUAUUUGUAGAGAUGUUAUGUGUGUGUAUGUGUGUGUGUGCGUGCGUGCGUGCGUGCGUGCGUGCGUGCGCGCACACACACACACACAAUGAUGAAAAAUAAUUAGGAUCCUUGUCUAUAUCGUGAUACGUGAUACUUUUGCGGAAGAUAUCACAAGACGGACAAUGCCUUCCCUUCUAACGAGAAUUCUAUAAGAAACGCUAUCGACCGUCGCGCAGAUAAGAUUUCAAUGCAAUACGAUUUAGUACAGAAGCACACGAUGAUAAUAUGUAUGCCAAUUAACAUUUUGUAUUUAUUAUCUGUACUGUAAUGAAUAUAGAGACGUACAUAACUCACUAUUAUUGUAUGAUACAUCCAGAUGAUUCAUUUGGAAAGUAUUCAUACACAUUAAAUCAAAGUAAUUGUAGUUAUAUGGUGGGCGGGGGAAGAGUUUUGAGGAGGCGAGAAUGGAAGAUAGGUGCCCGAGUGGUCUUGGUUAAGAAUGUGUUACUGGUACAUUUCGAGAUCUGAAAGUAGUGUUUUGCAAGAGAUUUUUAUAAGAAAUACUUUAUACGGCGCGAGAAACGUUUUUUAUCCAUCUUCGCGGAAUCACGCUAGCAGAAAUUUCGACUAGAAAUUUCUCGAAAUAAUUAUCGCACAAAUCCAGUCUAUGUGACACUUUUAAUACUCCAAGAUAGUCCGGACAAGAGAUUGGCGUGUGUACAAUACAGCAUCUAAAGAUGUUAAGAUAUAUUAAUUUGUUACAUAUAAUUAUAAAUAUUUCAUUCACAAAUUAUUUCCAUCCCUUCUCACACUAAAAAAUCAUUUAUACGUACCAGUUUCAAAAUGCAAAACGCAUAAUUUAUGGUGAAAUGUAUAAUUCUUACACCACCGUUCCUGCGACGCAUUUUAUUUUUAGCCCUAAUGAAGGUUGCAACCCGUAAUUGGAUUUAAUCGGGUCCCAUAGAUAUGAGAUAUAUAAACACUCAUGCUAGAACAUAUGCGAAACCCCCUGAAUGGAUACACCUAAACUUAAAUCUAAAUCUAAAUCUACUUAGAAUUAAUGGAUUUAAAGCGGAGGCUGCUCAGCGCAGACUGCAGAUUUGUUUUGUUAAUUACUUGUAGGCAUUAUAGUUAUAUAUGUGUAUAUAUAUAUAUAUAUAUAUAUAUAUAUAUAUAUAUAUAUAUUUUUUUUUUUUUGUAUAUAUGUGUAUGUAUGCACGCAUUCAUCUUAACAUACAUACAUAUACACAUAUACACAGACACAUGCACCAUUAGUCGCAGUGAAUUUAGGAGAGCAUAUUUAACGUUUCAAGUUCUCUGAUCAGUUCAAAUAUAAAAACUUUUCUCCAAGAAAAAUGGGCAAAAGCAACUUUGAGAUUCUACAUCCUCUUCAUUCUCCCCCGCAAGCAGCGCGUUUCUCAACGAUAAUACACAAUGAUUUUGCAUACAAACUUUCAUUGUUGAAUAAUUACUUGUACAUUGAUAGCGAUAGAUUGACAUUCGAAUGAUAUCGACUAGUUUAUUGAUUUGUUUUAAAUAUCGACUGACAUAAAUUUUGGCCGAAUAUGUCGAGUCAGUUUAAUCGGUAAUUUCCCAAAUACAUUGCUUCCACAUGGUGUAUAACAUGGUGUUACAGUGAAAGCGAUCAAUUGGGUCAUUGUAUAAAAUCGGUGGUGAUUAUAUAUGUACGCACACAUACAUGUGUGUGUGUAUAUACAUAUCGAUUAAUCGCUUUCGUAAUAUAUAGAUAUUAUAUACAUACAACACAAUCAUAGAUAUAUUACUUAGUUAUAGAUUUUGUACAAACAGAUGCGUUGCAAUGUCUCGCUCACAGCGAGCCCAGUGCCCGCCUAAACUGCAUUGUACAACCCCCUUUCCCUUCCAUGGUUUAAAUGCGCGUUAGAUAUAUUAUUUGGUUUAUCUCAAUUAAGAAAAAGGUGAUUGAUCUUUAAAUAAAGUCAACGGAUUUCAUUCGUCGGAUCAUUCAUCGAUCCUUUCUCGAUCAA